This is a messenger RNA of Thamnophis elegans (Western terrestrial garter snake), 1119 nucleotides long. It is a transcript of the gene RWDD2A, whose product is annotated as RWD domain containing 2A. Gene Ontology annotation, molecular function: protein binding. Bases 1 to 942 code for a protein of 313 amino acids. The transcript has 3 exons. The record is from RefSeq and is a predicted model, not a curated record. NCBI's taxonomy places the organism in Eukaryota, Metazoa, Chordata, Lepidosauria, Squamata, Natricidae.
AUGUCUGAGUUAUCAUGGACAGAAGAACUGAAUAAUGAGGAAUUGGCUAACAAACCAUCUCACCCCAAUGGACCCAGGCUAAAAGACAGUCUGGAGCUUCAAGUAGCAGAACUGGAAAUGCUUUUGUCUAUGUUUCCUAAUAAAGGAGAAAUAACUCUUCAAGAUGAAAAUGUUUUCAAGAAUAUUCAGAGGCACCUGAACGAUACAACUGAGAAUCCCCCACCUAAAAUUGAGUAUUCCGUUGCUGUUCCUAUAAAUGAAACCAAGGCCAUUGUAGAUUUGCAGGUGGAAUUGCCUCUCAGUUACCCCUACGUGACACCACAACUUUUUGCAAGAUCAAAUACACUAGACAGGCAACAACAGUUGCAGCUCAAUAAAGACCUUACGUCUUAUAUCGCUACUUUGGAACCCGGAGAACUCUGUAUAUAUGCGACUGUUCAGUGGUUACAGGAUAACACUACAUUCAGAGUACAAAACAGUGAAGUUUGUGAAAGAACGACAAGGAAAGAAAUAGUCAAAGCACCAUUUAAACGCAUGUGGAUUUACAGCCAUCACAUAUACCGACAAGAACUGAGGAAAAAGAUCUUUGAAUAUGCAAAGAAAUUAAAUCUGACUGGUUUCUGCCUAGCUGGAAAGCCUGGGGUGAUUUGUGUGGAGGGCACGAAAGAAAACUGUGAAGAGUUUUGGCAUAUUAUUAGAUAUCCCAAUUGGAAACACAUUUCCUGCAAGCAUCAUGAGACUGGAGAAGCAGAAGGAAAUGGGGAAAGUUUCCGUCUCUUUCAGACCUUUGAAGAUUUACAGUUUCAAGCUCAUGGUGAUUAUGGAUUAAGGAAUGACUAUCACAUGGACCUCGGUCAAUUUCUAGAAUUUCUUAAGGUUCAUCAAAGUGAUCACAUAUUUCAGAUCUUGUUUGGCAUUGAAGGAAAAAGUCCUGACACUUAGCACAAGUUCACUCCCUCUGGUUCUUGAAAAGGUUUUGAAAUCUUCAAAUACCAAGCAAGAACAAAUGUGCUCAGAGGACGGUUCUGGGCUAUAUUUGUAGGAAAUCAAGAGGGAGGAUGGGUGUGACUAAAAUGUAUGAUAUAAUAAAAUAAAAUCCAGUAUUUAUACAUUUCAAAA